Molecule: messenger RNA, 999 nt
Organism: Juglans regia (Persian walnut)
Lineage: Eukaryota; Viridiplantae; Streptophyta; Magnoliopsida; Fagales; Juglandaceae
Exons: 1
Coding region: 1-999 (332 amino acids)
Source: RefSeq, a predicted model, not a curated record
AUGGAGGAUUUCAAUGGCUGGAUCCAUCAGGGUGGUUUGGUUGAAAUGAAAUCGAAAGGCAAAACAUACUCCAGGUGCAAUGGGCAGUCGGGUCUUGCUCAGUCUUGGGAAAAAUUAGAUCGGGUAUUGAUGGAUGUUCCUUUGAUCGCUUCUUUUCCAAAUGCAAUAUAUUCCUAUCUUCAGCGCACUACGUCCGAUCACUCUCCUAUGGAUAUUGUAUUUAAGAUGGAUCCUUUCUCUUAUGGCCUCUCGCCUUUUUGGUUUCAACAAAUGUGGGUGGAUCAUCCGCAGUUUUUAAUGUGUGUUCGCCAGGCAUGGUCUGUGCCUGUUGUUGGUCAUGGACUCACUAAAUUGGCAGUCAAGUUGAAGAAUACUAAGGUGGCUUUGCGGGAAUGGAAUAAACAUAUUUUCGGCCAUACCACUAUGCAUAUUAACUCUCUUGAGAGUCACAUUGAAGAGCUUGAAAAUAAGCUACAUCAAAGCUGGGAUGAAGCAACGGAGAGGGACCUUCUUGUCUUGUCUUCGGAACUAGAUACUUGGCUUCACCGUGAAGAAACAAGAUUGGCUCAAAUUUCUAAGUUAAAAUGGCACGGGGAAGGUGAUCGAAAUACAAACACUUUCCAUGCUUGCCUUGCCAAUAAACGGCGUAAAAGAGCGGUGGAAAUGAGGUGUUCGAAUGGGAUGGUCUUCAAUUCGCCGGAGAGUCUUCAUCAAGGAGCAGUGGAUUUCUUUUCUAAUUUUCUGCAAGGCAUGCCGACUAGAUUGUUACCUGACUUGUCGACUCUUAUUUCACCUGUUAUUUUAGACUCUGAUAGUUCUAUUAUGUGCUCAGUUCCUACUAUGAAAGAAGUUUUCUCAGCUUUUUCUUCUAGCCUGUCUAAUAGUGCUCUAAGACCUAAUGGAUUUGGUUCGGGUUUUUUCAAAAGUUAUUGGGAGGUAGUGAAAGAGGAUGUCUUGGAAGCCAUAUCUGAAUUUUUUGUUUCUAAACAGCUUCCAUGA